Molecule: messenger RNA, 758 nt
Organism: Phragmites australis (common reed)
Lineage: Eukaryota; Viridiplantae; Streptophyta; Magnoliopsida; Poales; Poaceae
Product: outer envelope pore protein 16, chloroplastic-like
Exons: 6
Coding region: 199-639 (146 amino acids)
Biological process (GO): protein import into chloroplast stroma
Cellular component (GO): chloroplast outer membrane
Molecular function (GO): amino acid transmembrane transporter activity
Source: RefSeq, a predicted model, not a curated record
AAGCAGAAGCAGACCAAUGACCAAUCCAUGGAGGGGCGAGAGGAGAUGAGCUGUGGGUUGAUGUGGAGCUAGCAAACCCUGCCCGUGGGGAUUGCCAUCGAUUUCGUGGCCUCUUUCCCAUUCUUUAUCUUCUCCCCACGAGACGAGAGCAGAGUGUCAGUGUGUAUACACGGCGCAGGGAAGAGAGGGGGAGGAAGGAUGCCUCGCGGCGGCUUCUCCGGGUCGCUGAGCUCGCCCAAGGUCGACGUCCUCAUCGACAUGGGAAACCCUUUCAUCAACCGCACAGUCGACGGCUUCCUCAAGAUCGGCGCGGUCGGCGCUUGCAAGGUGGUCGCCGAGGAGACGUUUGAGUGCCUCAACAGAGGGAAUGUUUCGAAGCACAAGCUUGAGCAUGCACUGAAGAAAAUGUGCAAGGAGGGUGCAUAUUGGGGUACUGUUGCUGGAGUUUAUGUGGGCAUGGAGUAUGGACUGGAACGUAUCCGUGGUCGCAGUGACUGGAAGAAUGCGAUGAUUGGAGGUGCCUUAACUGGUGCUUUGAUCUCUGCCGCCAGCAACAACCACAGGGACAAGGUGAUCAAGGAUGCCAUCACCGGCGGCGCUGUUGCAACAACUGUUGAGUUCAUCAACUACCUUACCUAGUUAUGUAAAGCAUUUGCAGUGUCAUUAUCGGACAAUAAGAAUAAGGACUUUUUCCGUGAAGCCAUGUUCUGUUCAAAUAAGCUACCUUCUUCAAUCUAUGUUCCUUCUCAGCGCUUUUA